Microtus oregoni (creeping vole) is the source of this 1630-nucleotide messenger RNA. It is a transcript of the gene Srrm5, whose product is annotated as serine/arginine repetitive matrix 5. Lineage: Eukaryota; Metazoa; Chordata; Mammalia; Rodentia; Cricetidae. The transcript is spliced from 2 exons. Bases 8 to 1630 code for a protein of 540 amino acids. The record is from RefSeq and is a predicted model, not a curated record.
GCCCGGCAUGGCUCCGGUACCGGCACCCACUGGGCCCUCCAUGCCCACCACAGCUCCCAUACCUCCAGCUUCCUUGAAGACCACCAAAGUAGCGGCGCCCAACAGUUCCUCAGUGCAUCCUAAGUCCCCUAACUUGGUCAUGAGCCCCAGUAGUUCUAAGUCUACCAGAUCAACAGGUACUAAGACAGCUCCUUCAACCCGUCCCAGCAGUAGAUCCCAAGGCCACAGCAAGACAAGAACACCCAGUCGGCUGAGCACUGACACCAAGGCCAGGAAGGCCAGCAAGAGCAGGAAGAGCGGCACGACUGGCAUCGUGGAACAGCAUCAGCAGAAAGGCACACAUAGCCGGGGGCGAACUCCGGGCAGGAAGCGAAGUCACAGCUCCAAGAUGUCCCCCAGCAGAACAAGUACUCCUAUCAGGAAGAGAACUCAUUCCGCCAAACCAGGUGUGGCCAAGAAGGCAACGACACCUACUUCUGACCGCAAACAAAGCCAAGACAAGAGUUAUACCCAACCUAGAACCAGUACACAGGAAAGGAGUGACAGCCAGCCUAGAAACAUGCACCAGGAAAAGAGCCCCAAGUCGCCAGGGGCCUCAGACCCGGGGAGCAGCUCUAGAGUAGCUGUGAUCCCCAGUAGGGCCAAGAGCCACAGCUUAAGUAGGACGGUCUUAAUGAGCUCUAGCAAGUCUCCUGUGGCAUCCAGGAGAGCCAAGAGCUAUAGCCAGGUGACGUCCCCCAGCAGGGAACAGACUCACAUCGUGAUAGAUCUGACUGACUUGUCAGGCACGGUCAAGAGUAACAAGCAGGACAGCAGCCUUAGCAGGACCCAAAGCUUUAGCCGCUCCAGGACCCCCAGCAGGACCCGAAGUCACAGCCGCUCCAGGACCCCCAGAAGGUCAAGAAGUCACAGUCACAAGAGGACCCACAACCGGGUGAGAAGUUACAGCUGGAAGAGAAAUCGUAGUAGGGCAAGAAGUCGUACGCGGAGGGGCACACCCACCCAGAUGAGACGCAGCAAGUCCAGAACCCACAGCCAAGGGAAACGUCACAGCCCACGGAGAGCUCUAGGAAGGGAAAGAAGUCGAGUGAGGUCUAGGACUUCCAGUGAGGAAGAAAGUCGCAGCCGGUCCAGAGGGACCCGAGAGAGACAUCACAGCCGAUCCAGAACUGCCAGGAAGAAGGGGCACAAGCUGUCUAGGAUGCCUAGCAGUGAAAGCAGGCACAACCCGUCUAGAACCCCCAGCACAGACACAGCCCGCAGCCGGCCUAGAGCCUCCAUCAAGAAGAGAGCACAGAGCCGAUCCACCAUUUCCAGCAAGGAAAGGCACCGUGAACACGGCCACACUAGAACCCACAGCAGGGACCGAGAACACAGCCAAUCUAGAACCUCCGCCAAGGACCAAGAAUACGACCAAGCUACAGCCCCUGAGAGCCUCCCAGGGAAGCCAUCUCCCACCAGAACCAGAAGUUCUAGCCAGAAGAGAGCCCACAACAAGGAAAGGGGUCACUCCUCCUCGCAGUCUUCCAAGGGAAUCCAAGCCCAGGAAUCCAGCUUCGUCAACACCACAACUUCUAAGGCUAUCUCACCUGGGGAAAGGUCUUCAUCAUCUUCCUCCAAGCUGGCAUAG